ACCGAACUCCCAGUGUUCAGGGAACAAAGACUGCUUGGCCACUGGGAGCUGAAUAAUUUAAGGAUUUUCUUAUUGAUGUCGAAAUAACCAAGAGAAAUUCGUAGUGAGAUCUUUUCGCAAAGUCCAAAAUCUACAGAAAUGAAAAUUGGUGGUUAAUAUAAAGCUAAACGGUGAGCACAAAGAAUAAUACCUGUGCCCGACACGUACUCUAAUCUUAUGGGUAAUUGUUAAAGAAAAAUAUUUAAUUUUUGUUAUGCCGGGUUCCACCACCAGGGUGCAUUAUGUAGUUUGCACACUGGCAACACUGCCACGUGUUCCUCAUUCUUGUUCCUGCUUUCACGUUGUAUAGUCUGUAAAAUAAAACCUCUCUUUGUCUUCAAGUUUGGAGUGUCCUUUAUCAGGUUAUGGGCCCAGGCCACGUCAGGAUAAGUCAAUUUUUAAUCGAAGACUUAAACAUCUGAACUUCAUUGAUCAAGUCGUCUUACUGAAAAUGGAAUCUGUAAGUAAUACCUUUACUAUUGCUAAACUGAAGGGUGCUGAAAACUGGAACUUGUAAAAGUUUAGAGUAGAAGUUCAUAUGCGGUCCAAAGGAUGGAUAGACGUGUUGCGUGAAACACCGACAGACAAAGAAAGAUUGAGACUAGACGAAAAAGUGCAAGAUGUUAUCGUAUCUCUUGUAGAAGACAGAGUUUUGUCCCAUCUAAUAAGUUGUAAAACAGCAUCUGAAAUGUGGAAGAAAUUGACUAGUCUAUUUGAACCCAAAUCAUCUAUCGGAAAGUAUCUUUUACAAAAGGAAUUCUUUGACUACGAAUUUCAAGCCAAAGGACUAGGAAUGCAUAUCUCUGAUUUAGAGAACAUUGUAGCAAAAUUGAAGGCGCAAGAUGAUGAGAUCUCUGAAACCAUGCUUAUGACUAAAAUAAUUUCUUCCCUGCCACCUGAAUAUGCACACUUUGUAACUGCCUGGGAAUCUGUCGUUGAAAAAGAACAUGCUUUGCACAAUCUAACAUCCAGACUGCUUCUUGAAGAGAGUAGACUUACAGAGAAUAACUCCAACAAAGAAAAACUGGACAAUGUUGCACUUCCAUCUCAUAGAACUUACAAUCCCAAAGCCAGGUCAAGCAAUAAGAGAUUUCCAUGCCACUUUUGUGAUAAAAUUGGUCAUUUCAUAGCUCAGUGUCCAGCUAGGCUACAAAAAGAAAAGGAAAAGAGGAAGGAAAGCAGCAUUCAUCGGUUUGAAUAUGGCGGAGGUAGCACCAAGUGA
Centruroides sculpturatus (bark scorpion) is the source of this 1261-nucleotide messenger RNA. RefSeq lists its product as uncharacterized. The record is from RefSeq and is a predicted model, not a curated record. NCBI's taxonomy places the organism in Eukaryota, Metazoa, Arthropoda, Arachnida, Scorpiones, Buthidae. Gene Ontology annotation, molecular function: zinc ion binding; nucleic acid binding. The transcript has a single exon. Bases 578 to 1261 code for a protein of 227 amino acids.